CAAACUAGAGAAAUCUAGAAAUUUAUUGUUGAAUGACGUGUUCAUAUAUCUUUGGUUGUUUAUCUAGCAUUAUUAACUUCGAUCAAUUCGCAGUUAUAAUUUCAAGUAGAAGGUGAAACAUUGUAUUAAUAGUGAAGUGAAGUAAAAUAAAUUAGAAUAACAGCAUUGUGAAUCGUUGAAACAGUUGAAAAUCGAACAAGUGAUAUAUCAUUUUCAUUAUGGCGACAGAAUAUGUCCGUUUCAGUCCAAACGCAUUUCUAAAUUCGUUUAAUGCAAAACUAGAACAACCAGUGAGACAACAUCUUAAAAAUGUAUAUGCAUGUUUGGCCAUGUCCACAAUGUCUGCUGCCCUGGGUGCAGCAGUCCAUCUCUUCACCAACAUCAUGCAGGCAGGAUUUCUAUCAGCAAUAGGAGCUUUGGUAUUCUUCUUUCUUUUAAUGAACACACCUGAUGACAAUGGAAAAUCAAUGACAACCAGAGUAGGAUACCUCCUUGGGUUCACUUUUCUCACAGGAGUUGGCUUAGGACCUCUUCUAGAACAUGUUAUCUUGGUAGAGCCCAGUAUUAUCAUAACAGCUUUUGUAGCUACCUCAACAGUAUUCGUAUCCUUCUCAGCAGCAUCUAUGUUGUCUGAGAGAGGAAGGUGGUUAUAUUUGGGAGGUACAUUGAUGACUAUGUUGACUACAUUGAUGGUUCUUUCACUCGCAAAUAUCUUCUUUGGAGCCAUGUGGAUCUAUCAGACCCAGCUGUAUUUGGGAUUGUUGGCAAUGUGUGGAUUUGUGCUUUAUGAUACCCAAAUGAUUAUAGAGAAACGUAGAUUGGGAAGUAGAGAUUUUGUAGCUCAUUCAUUGGAUUUGUUUGUUGAUUUCAUUGGAAUCUUCAGAAGACUGCUAAUAAUCUUAACACAAAGGGAGCAGGAGUCACGCAAAAAACGUAGAGACUGAACAGAAUGAGGAAGAAGGUUGCAAGUGAGCGAAUGUGAUGAAGGGAUGGAUUACAUUGUGAUCAUAUAAUAUCUGUCAAUAAAUAAUCAUCACUAGAACUCCAAUAAAUGUUGUUUAUUAUGUGUGUAUAUUUUUUAUUAAUCCUUAUAUUGUAAGUGAUGUAUUUAUUUAAAUAAAGUUUGGGUUUUGUAAUA
Messenger RNA from Diabrotica balteata, 1138 nucleotides. The record is from the annotation of a GenBank genome assembly. Lineage: Eukaryota; Metazoa; Arthropoda; Insecta; Coleoptera; Chrysomelidae.